ACUCAAAACAACCCUCACCAAUUAAGCAAUAUAGCACUAUAAGUGUGUAGUACUAUGUGAUUGUAGGUUACAAAUCAAUGGAGCAAUACAAGAAUUCAGGUUCGUUAUUCUUAUUUCUUCUACUGUUCCUAUCUUUCUGUGGGUUCUUUUCUGCAGACUCUGUUCAAGCAGAUAAUUAUAUAUCUGCUGUGGGUGACUCUGGGAUGAGAAGGGAUAGUCUGAGAGUGGCAAUUGAGGCUUGGAACCAAUGCAAUGAGGUCGGAGAAGAAGCUCCCAACAUGGGCAGUCCAAGGGCUGCUGACUGCUUUGACAUCUACAAAGCUUUACCACAGGUAGGGAAGGACUGCAACAUUUGCAAUAUGAUCCCUUAUAUGUUGGUUCAUAGGGUCAUAGAGGAAGACAACAAGCUAGGAGUUGGGGACCCUUUUCUUGGGUUGGAUCAAAAGGCCUUAACCAAUGUGGACCUUUAUGCUGCUGAGAAAGAACUGUAUUUGGGUUCCAAAUGUCAAGUUGAUGACACCCCAAAUCCAUGGCAAUUCUGGAUGAUUAUGCUCAAGAGUGGUAAUAUGGACACAUAUGCUGCAUUGUGUCCAAAGAAUGGCAAGAAGGUUGGACCUUAUGGUCCAGAUCCUGGGUUCCCAUGUUUUGGUAACGGGUGUAUGAAUCAACCAUUGAUCUUCCACAAUUACACAACCUUGCAAGGACCCAAUAUGACUACUCUAAGAGGAAGCUUUUGCGGGACUUGGGAUUUGGAUUUCAGCAAAGGAAUGGUAGGAAACAUUUCUUACUAUUCAGUGACUUGGGAGAAAGAAGUAGGAAAAGGAGCUUGGGUUUUCCAUCAUGUACUAAGGACAUCAAAGAAGUACCCAUGGUUGAUGCUCUACUUAAGGUCAGACGCGACGACAGGAUUUUCUGGUGGCUAUCACUAUCCCACGAGAGGGAUGUCGAAGCUCAUUCCAGAGUCACCAAAUUUUAAGGUGAAAUUCACAUUGAAUGUCAUACAAGGAGGAGGUCCUAAGAGCCAAUUCUACCUAAUGGACAUGGGGAGUUGCUGGAAGAACAAUGGCCAGCCUUGCAAUGGCGAUGUAACAACCGAUGUUACCCGUUAUAGUGAGAUGAUCAUUAAUCCUAGCGCAAGUUCAUGGUGCAGUCCCACCAACCUUAAGGCCUGUCCUCCAUAUCACACCUUCCCCAACGGUACGCGAAUUCAUCGUAAUGACACUGCUAACUACCCAUAUGAAGCCUACCAUUUUUACUGCUCUCCGGGCAAUGGCGACCACCUUGAGGCGCCUUACACAUUGUGUGAUCCAUUUAGCAAUCCACAACCACAAGAGAUACUGCAAAUACUACCACAUCCAGUAUGGGGAGACUAUGGAUACCCAACCAAGCAAGGUGAGGGAUGGAUUGGGGAUCCAAGGACUUGGGAACUUGAUGUUGGGAGAUUAUCACAAUCCCUCUAUUUCUACCAGGAUCCAGGGACACCACCAGCAAAGAGAAAAUGGAGCUCUAUUGAUUUAGGAACUGAGAUAUAUAUCAAUGCCAAUCAAGUUGCUGAAUGGACUGUUAGUGACUUUGACAUUAUUGUUCCCAAACAAUGAGAUAAGGGGCAAUUUUAGCUUCAAGCCAAAAAGGGAUUUUUGUGUUACUCCCUGGUGUAA
This is a messenger RNA of Telopea speciosissima, 1658 nucleotides long. RefSeq lists its product as uncharacterized. NCBI's taxonomy places the organism in Eukaryota, Viridiplantae, Streptophyta, Magnoliopsida, Proteales, Proteaceae. The transcript is spliced from 4 exons. The record is from RefSeq and is a predicted model, not a curated record. Bases 78 to 1598 code for a protein of 506 amino acids.